Fulvia fulva is the source of this 1275-nucleotide messenger RNA. RefSeq lists its product as uncharacterized. The coding region runs from base 1 to 1275 and encodes 424 amino acids. The transcript has a single exon. Lineage: Eukaryota; Fungi; Ascomycota; Dothideomycetes; Mycosphaerellales; Mycosphaerellaceae. The record is from RefSeq and is a predicted model, not a curated record.
AUGGCAGCCCUGACACUGCGCGGCCGUCGCAUCCACCUCCCUCGAAUACCCGUCUUCCGCGUCUUCUACAGCUUGACGUACACGCUCCUCUACUUCAUCACCCUCGUCUUCCUGGCCAUUACUCCGGUCUCCAUGAGCUAUGCCUCGAUCGAGCAGAAUGCCAUUCAAUACUGUGUCAUGCUGGGAAGCACCUACCUCUUGACUGUCAUCAUUGCCAUCUUCAUAUACAGCAGCAGACUUUACACCAAUAGGUCGGCCAUGUCUGCCGUGGGCAAGGCAUACAUUGCGAUCGAAGAUGGAGAAGUCACCAAGGCAGUGCGCAAGAUGAUCGUCAAACAGCUGCACCGAAGCGCGAUCGUGGCAUGGGAGAGCAGACCGCGGGAUAUGUACGGAGAGAUAAUCGUGGCACAGCAGCACGGUAUCCUGCCUCAGGAAACAGCGAGCGUCGGUAAGAACGAUUACUUGGUUGGCACCGAGAUACGUGUGGAUCCUCAAAACCCUCCAUGGGGAGAUGUGCAGCAUCCAGGCUGGUCAUCGCCAAGUCACUCCGAUAACAACAAAACACCUCAUGUUCAGUUUGACACUGUCAUUGCCGAAAUGCCACAUCUCAUCGAAGCAAGAGCAGUUUCCCUGGCUCCUCCGGAUCCUCUCCUCACUCCUGUCGAAGGCCAACCGCAACCUGCCGACCCACUGAUCGUUGACGCACUGAAGCGCUCGCCAAAUAUGCCAGUGCGCGACUAUCUUACUCAGCUGUCCUUUCUCGGCCUCAUUACACCCAAGGACGGUGCCAGCUUCCUGCCGCAGUAUGAAAAGGCUCGCUUCUCCGGUAAAGCUGUCCCUGUCGAGCAGUUCGACAGUCUCAUGGCUGCUUUUGCGGCGGUUCUGUCCGGUAUGACUUUUAUGGAUCCCACCAUCGUUGAUGAAGUACGCGAACAGACACUGGCAAGAGAGCAAGACGGUGGCCUGCCACUGCCACACUUGACGCUUCCAACUGAGGACCAGCUUCCAGCCUAUCGGACGCCAUCAGACAGACCCACAUCACCACAGUCAAGUCAUGUCACACCAGUGACGGCGCACGAAGGUCGAUCGUCUCGUGCUGUAACACCGUAUUUACAGUCCACUGGUGACAGCGAGGAGAGUCUACCAAGCUCAGUGAUCCACAACACUUCUGAUCAUGCUGGAUGGGAACCACAAGGCGACUCUGACGGUUUGUCCACGCGCUCGUACACCCUACCAAGCGAUGCUGGAAGUGUGAUACAUCACGAAUACGGAUGA